Messenger RNA from Prorocentrum cordatum, 377 nucleotides. The record is from the annotation of a GenBank genome assembly. NCBI's taxonomy places the organism in Eukaryota, Dinophyceae, Prorocentrales, Prorocentraceae.
GUGCCUACGCGAAGAAGAGCGAAGAGCACGGUGGUGUCAUCGCGAUGAUGGACCUGCUGAUCGCGGACCUGGACAAGGAGAUGACCAUGAUGGCCACGGAGGAGAAGGAGGCCCAGAAGGAGUACGAGGAGUUCAUUGCAGAUGCCGGGGAGAAGCGCGCAGCGGACUCGAAGUCGGCCGAGCAGAAGAGCGGCGAGAAGGCCGAGUUGGAGGCCGCCUUGAUCAAGCUGCAGCAGGACGCGAAGGACACCACCAAGGAGGCGUACCUGAAGGAUGUCGAGAUCAAGGAUCUUCACACGGAGUGCGACUGGCUCAUCUCCAACUUCGAGGUGCGCAAGGAAGCGCGUGCUGGCGAGGUUGACUCGCUCAAGAAGGCG